AUGAGUUGUGUACUUGCCAUACUACUAGCCUCAGAAGCGCGCAUGAUCCUCACCGGUUUGCAACAUGCAAACUACUUUUAUGAUGCUUAUGAAUUUCCUAAAGAUAUAAAGUUCCCAAUGCCUAAGUCUCCUCACAGCUUACAUAUAUCUGCCAGCAAGAUAACCAAAUCUGGUACCAAUGUUGUUGCUUAUUGUUCCAUAAGUCACCAUUACGAUCAGAUCGUGGAGAUGAUCACAGAUGGACUACCUAGGGCAACAAAAAGUUUACAAAAUAAAUAUUUAAGCUAUACUUUAGAAGAAAGUGCAUGUUUGAGAUCCAUCACUGAAGGGGCACUUCUCAGAUCAGAUGCUACUCCAUUGUCGCAGCUCCAAAAAUAUCAAUGCACGCAUCAGCUUAUAGCUAGUAUGGCUUUCAAAGGAAUGAUUGGGGUAGAAGGAAAAUAUGCAUGUUUCGCUCCGCCAAUACAAAGUCAUACUGUCAAGAUCAAUGCCGAUAUACCACUGAAGAUUGAACAAUUUCUUGCUGGAGCUCAAUUACUUAAAGGGAGCAAAGCAAACUCAGACACACAAGCAAUGGUAUGGUUUCAAGGGAAUCUACAUUUAUUACGACAAACUAGAUCUGAUACUAACGGACAAAACUUAUGGAUUCCAAUUACUUCGAUUGGUAAAGAGUCCACUAAUGGGGCACUUAUAAUGAAUUUUAUUUACGACAACUUGCCUGGUAUUUAUGAGUUCACAAAAAUUAUGCAUGAUUUUGGGAUGCUCGAGAAAACUUUGAACGCGGCCCAUAUCCCAUCUGAUGAGAGAACCCCUCGAAUCUCUGAUGACAAAAUAUGCGCCAACAGUAACCCAGAAAAAUGUGGCGAGAAAAUUCCAAUCUCUGGACAAAAAUAUUCGAAAACUCAUUUUGGGAAGAUAGAUAAUUUUCCUACUUAUCUCAAUAGUCGCAUUAGUUCUCUAGGUCUACGCUGUGAAGUAAGAUUUGUACAUCGGACGGGAUUAUUUCGAAAAAAAAAUUGUAUAUUCAGCCCAAGAUAUGUUAGAAGAAGCAUCUUUCAGUCGCAGACUUGGAUUAACUCUUGGAAAAGUUAUAGACUACUUAAAGUACCACCACAGACUAACGCCAAAGUGGCUGCUGAUAGUUUCAUAGAGCUUAAUGCUGAAGGCACACUGUGUGGUCCAAUAGAGUAA
This is a messenger RNA of Blumeria graminis f. sp. triticale, 1191 nucleotides long. The record is from the annotation of a GenBank genome assembly. Lineage: Eukaryota; Fungi; Ascomycota; Leotiomycetes; Helotiales; Erysiphaceae.